CUGCCUCAACACACCAAAGCCGAAGUUGUUGGUGUCUCUGAGUCCCUUUGAUGGAUGAAAUCCAGAUGGGUCUUCCUCAGCCUCUCCUCUCGCUUGCCAUCUUGGGCUUCCUCUCUCCUCUCUCCCUUCAAAGCCAGAAUCCACGAAAACCCAUCUUCACAAACCUCCACAUUUGUUCUCAAUCAUGUAGCCAUAAGCCGUCUUCUCCCCCAUUGCGGAAGACAAGGCUACUUCCGUCUGGGUUCUUCCAUUCAGGCUUCUUUAAUCAAGCAAUAUGAAUUUCUUGACUCGGAAAACAAGGAUAUAAUCCGUAAUUCUCUUGUUGUUUGGAACUCUCUCCUAUUUAUGUACUCACAAUGUGGUGAUUUCUCAAAUGCCGUUAAACUGUUUGAUGAUAUGCCUCUGAAGGAUACAGUUUCGUGGAAUACGGUUAUUUCAGGGUUUUUGAGAAAUGGGCAGUUUGAAAAUGGUUUUGGGUGCUUUAAACGAAUGCGUGAAUUGGGUUUUCAUAGAUUUGAUAAAGCUACAUUGACUACAAUUUUAUCAGCUUUAGAUGGACCAGAGUUUGGUUACUUAAAUGAGAUGAUACAUGGCUUAGUUUUCCGGUGUGGCUACGAGCAGGAAACUGCGGUGGAAAAUUCAUUGAUAACAUCAUAUUUCAAAUGCAGGUGCUCUAGUUCAGGAAGGCGGGUUUUUGAUGAGCUGCUCGAAAGGAAUGUUAUUACAUGGACAGCCAUGAUUUCAGGACUUGUACGGAAUGAACUCUAUAAAGAGAGUUUGGAAUUUUUUGUGUUGAUGCGGAGUGGGACUGUGUGUCCUAAUUCUUUAACGUAUUUGAGCUCACUUAUGGCAUGUUCGGGUCUGCAGGCAUUAAGUGAAGGGCGUCAAAUUCAUGCGAUUCUAUGGAAGCUGGGAAUUGAUUCAGACUUGCGCCUUGAGAGUGCACUGAUGGACAUGUACUCGAAAUGUGGUAGUAUGGUAGAUGCAUGGCUGAUUUUUGAGUCCGUUGACGAGCUUGAUGAGGUUGCCUUGACUGUUAUCCUUGUGGGAUUUGCACAAAAUGGGUUUGAGAAAGAAGCUAUCCAAAUCUUUAAGAAAAUGGUGACGGCAGGGAUUGAAAUCGACACGAACAUGGUGUCAGCGGUUCUUGGAGUGUUUGGUAACGACACUUCUCUUGGACUAGGGAAACAAAUCCAUGCUCUAAUUGUCAAAAGGAAUUUCAGUUACAAUCCUUAUGUCAACAAUGGUCUUAUAAACAUGUAUUCCAAGUGCGGACAAUUGGAGGAGUCGGUCAGAGUCUUCAGUGAGAUGCCUCAUAAGAACCCAAUCUCGUGGAAUUCCAUGAUUGCCACUUUUGCUCGCCAUGGGGACGGUUUUGGAGCAUUACGAUUGUAUGAAGAGAUGAAAAUGGAAGGCGUGAAGCCAACAGACGUUACAUUUUUGUCUCUGCUUCAUGCUUGUAGCCAUGUAGGAUUAGUUGAGAAGGGCAUGGCGUUCUUGAACUCCAUGACUAAAGAUCACAGAAUAAGCCCAAGGAAGGAACACUAUGCUUGUGUAGUUGACAUGUUAGGUCGAGCAGCACUUCUUACUGAAGCUAAAGAUUUCAUUGAAAAAUUGCCGGACGAGCCUGGUCCACUGGUUUGGCAAGCGCUCCUCGGCGCUUGUAGUUUUCAUUCUGAUUCCGAGACGGGAACAUUUGCUGCUGAGCAGUUAAUUGCAGCGGCACCUGAGAGCCCUGCGCCAUACGUUUUGCUGGCCAACAUAUAUUCUUCUGAAGGGAAAUGGAAAGAGAGAGCAAGGACUUUCAAGAGAAUGAAGGAGAUGGGGAUAGCAAAAGAAACAGGCAUUAGUUGGAUUGAGAUAGAUAAGAAAGUUCACAGCUUUGUUGUUUGGGACAGAAUCCAUCCACAAGCUGAGAUGAUUUAUGGGGUUUUAGCUCAACUUUUUAAGCUCAUGACUGAUGAAGGAUAUGUGCCAGAUAAGAGGUUCAUACUCCAUUAUUUGGGUCAAGAUGGAAAUAGAUAAGA
Morus notabilis is the source of this 2027-nucleotide messenger RNA. RefSeq names its product pentatricopeptide repeat-containing protein At3g05340. NCBI's taxonomy places the organism in Eukaryota, Viridiplantae, Streptophyta, Magnoliopsida, Rosales, Moraceae. The transcript has a single exon. The record is from RefSeq and is a predicted model, not a curated record. Gene Ontology annotation, biological process: RNA modification. Gene Ontology annotation, molecular function: protein binding; RNA binding. Bases 55 to 2025 code for a protein of 656 amino acids.